Molecule: messenger RNA, 234 nt
Organism: Clunio marinus
Lineage: Eukaryota; Metazoa; Arthropoda; Insecta; Diptera; Chironomidae
Source: the annotation of a GenBank genome assembly
AUGAAGUGGGAUGAAUUUAGAUUCAACAGCAAAGAUUACAGAAAUUGCAGACUUUUUUUUCAUUAUUCGUUAGGAGGAAUGAUUCUACCUAUUCAUGCUUAUUCAGUUGCUCAAGCAGAAAUAACUCUUCAAUGUCAAAGUGGAUUUAGACUUACCAAAUAUCAGACAAUAAAUAUUGAAAUGACGCAGUUUACGACAGUUUCAUAUCGACAUCGAUCAAACUUUCAGCACUAA